GCAGUUUAGGCUGUGACUCUAUAGAAAACAAAGAUAACCUCUCUAAAACAUGAACUUUUCCUAGAGACUGCUCCAGUCUCAACCCACCGGUGGACUCCUUGCUAUCUAUGUCCCAGGUCUUACACUCACUUGGCUAAGGGCUGAGGCCUCCUAAGACCGGAGGGAGCAGCACUAAGAUGCUUCGGCGGUCUGGCAUCUGGGGACUUUCUCCACCUCGGAUCUUCCCCUCCUUGCUGGUGGUGGUUGCCUUGGUGGGACUGCUACCUGUUCUCAGGAGCCAUGGCCUCCAGCCCAGCCCCACUGCCAGCACCAUCAGAGGUUCUGAGCCACCACGGGAACGCUCAAUCGGGGAUGUCACCACUGCUCCGUCAGAGCCUCUGCGCCACCCAGAUGAUCGCAACUUGACCAAUUUAGUCAUUGAACAAGGCGUUAAGCCAGCUCGAAAAGCCUUUCCAGUCCUGGACAUUGACUACUUACAUGUACGCACACCCUUCGAGAUCUCCCUCUGGAUCCUGCUGGCCUGCCUCAUGAAAAUAGGUUUCCAUGUGAUCCCCACCAUCUCAAGCAUCGUCCCGGAGAGCUGCCUGCUGAUCGUGGUGGGGCUGCUGGUGGGGGGCCUGAUCAAGGGCGUUGGCGAGACGCCCCCCUUCCUGCAGUCAGACGUCUUCUUCCUCUUCCUGCUACCACCCAUCAUCCUGGAUGCAGGCUACUUCCUGCCACUGCGGCAGUUCACGGAGAACCUGGGCACCAUCCUCAUCUUUGCUGUGGUGGGCACACUAUGGAACGCUUUCUUCCUGGGUGGUCUCCUGUACGCCGUGUGCCUGGUGGGCGGUGAGCAGAUCAACAACAUUGGCCUGCUGGACACCCUGCUCUUCGGCAGCAUCAUCUCCGCUGUGGACCCGGUGGCUGUGCUGGCUGUCUUCGAGGAGAUCCACAUCAACGAACUACUACACAUCCUCGUCUUCGGGGAGUCCCUUCUCAAUGAUGCUGUCACUGUGGUCCUCUAUCACCUCUUUGAGGAGUUUGCCAGCUAUGAGUCUGUGGGCAUCUCGGACAUCUUCCUCGGCUUCCUGAGCUUCUUCGUUGUGGCCCUUGGCGGGGUGUUUGUGGGCGUGGUCUACGGGGUCAUCGCAGCCUUCACCUCAAGAUUCACCUCCCACAUUCGGGUCAUCGAGCCGCUCUUCGUCUUCCUCUACAGCUACAUGGCUUACCUGUCAGCUGAGCUCUUCCACCUGUCAGGAAUCAUGGCACUCAUCGCCUCAGGAGUAGUGAUGCGCCCCUACGUGGAGGCCAACAUCUCCCACAAGUCGCAUACUACCAUCAAGUACUUCCUAAAGAUGUGGAGCAGUGUCAGCGAGACCCUCAUCUUCAUCUUCCUUGGUGUCUCCACUGUGGCUGGCUCCCACCAGUGGAACUGGACCUUUGUCAUCAGCACCCUGCUCUUUUGUCUCAUCGCCCGGGUGCUCGGUGUGCUGGGCCUGACCUGGUUCAUCAACAAGUUCCGCAUUGUGAAGCUGACCCCCAAGGACCAGUUCAUCAUCGCCUAUGGGGGCCUGCGAGGGGCCAUUGCCUUCUCCCUGGGCUACCUUCUGGACAAGAAGCACUUCCCCAUGUGUGACCUGUUCCUCACUGCCAUCAUCACCGUCAUCUUUUUCACAGUCUUUGUGCAGGGUAUGACCAUUCGGCCCCUGGUAGACCUCUUGGCUGUGAAGAAAAAGCAAGAAACAAAGCGUUCUAUCAAUGAGGAGAUCCACACACAGUUCCUGGACCACCUUCUGACAGGCAUCGAGGACAUCUGUGGUCACUACGGCCACCACCACUGGAAAGACAAGCUCAACCGCUUUAAUAAGAAGUAUGUGAAGAAGUGCCUGAUAGCUGGAGAGCGCUCCAAGGAGCCGCAGCUCAUUGCCUUCUACCACAAGAUGGAGAUGAAGCAGGCCAUCGAGCUGGUGGAGAGUGGAGGCAUGGGCAAGAUCCCGUCUGCCGUCUCAACGGUCUCCAUGCAGAACAUCAACCCCAAGUCCGUGACUUCAGAGCGCAUCUUGCCGGCACUGUCCAAGGACAAGGAGGAAGAGAUCCGUAAGAUCUUGAGGAGCAACCUGCAGAAGACCCGGCAGCGGCUGCGGUCCUAUAACAGACACACGCUCGUGGCCGACCCCUACGAGGAAGCCUGGAACCAGAUGCUGCUCCGGAGGCAGAAGGCCCGGCAGCUGGAGCAGAAGAUCACCAACUACCUGACGGUACCGGCCCACAAGCUAGACUCGCCCACCAUGUCGCGGGCCCGCAUAGGCUCAGACCCACUGGCCUAUGAGCCCAAGGCAGAUUUGCCUGUUAUCACCAUCGACCCAGCCUCCCCACAGUCACCUGAGUCUGUGGACCUGGUGAAUGAGGAGUUGAAGGGCAAAGUCCUAGGGCUACACCGGGAUCCACCAAGGGUACCUCGGGAGGAAGAAGAUGAAGAUGAGGAUGGUGUCAUUAUGAUGCGGAGCAAGGAACCCUCAUCCCCAGGCACUGACGAUGUCUUCACCCCUGGACCAAGUGACAGCCCCAGCUCCCAGAGAAUACAGCGCUGCCUCAGUGACCCAGGCCCCCACCCUGAGCCUGGGGAAGGAGAGCCUUUUAUCCCUAAAGGGCAGUAGAGCCAGUCCAGUGGGCGUCCCAUAGACUCUCCCACAGGAGUUGGGGCUGGGAGCUCCCUUUACCUCCUGAUCUGGAUUGGCUCUGCCCCCUUCCUACGCAUGGCAGCUGGGUCCACAGCCCCCACUGCAGCACGGCUUGCUCCUGCCUCUGGGAGGCGUCCUCUCCUACCAGAACUGCCUUCCCAAUCCAUUUGGCAGAACAGCUGGGCUAGUGGGGCAGGCCCUGCCCCAUCUUUAGAGCCAGGCUCUCCCGUACUAGAACUGGGGCUUCUCAAGGCCCGCCCUCCGUUCCCUCCCUCCCCCUCCUCAUCCAGACCAACUUUCCAUCUUUGAUCAUUUCUAACCAAAGAGCCACUGGCUCCACUGUGGUCCUACCAGGAAAGGAGGGAGCCGAACCUUCCUUGGCCUUGAGUGGGCCCUCCUAUGUCAGAGGACAGCAGGCAUGUGGCUGGGAGGCAGAUGGGUGACCCAUGGCAGACCCACACUACUCCUGCCAGCCAUGGUACCCCAGCCAGUCGCCUGAGCUGUCCACACUCAGAGCUGCAGGCCGAGGGCAUCUCUGAGCUUCUCUGCCA
Molecule: messenger RNA, 3214 nt
Organism: Acomys russatus (golden spiny mouse)
Lineage: Eukaryota; Metazoa; Chordata; Mammalia; Rodentia; Muridae
Gene: Slc9a1
Product: solute carrier family 9 member A1
Exons: 12
Coding region: 177-2639 (820 amino acids)
Biological process (GO): proton transmembrane transport; sodium ion transport; regulation of pH
Cellular component (GO): membrane
Molecular function (GO): sodium:proton antiporter activity
Source: RefSeq, a predicted model, not a curated record